Molecule: messenger RNA, 3843 nt
Organism: Branchiostoma floridae (Florida lancelet)
Lineage: Eukaryota; Metazoa; Chordata; Leptocardii; Amphioxiformes; Branchiostomatidae
Product: protocadherin Fat 4-like
Exons: 23
Coding region: 1-3843 (1280 amino acids)
Biological process (GO): homophilic cell-cell adhesion
Cellular component (GO): plasma membrane
Molecular function (GO): calcium ion binding
Source: RefSeq, a predicted model, not a curated record
AUGAACGCCACCCUGCCGUUCCCAAACGCUACCGAAGCCGGUCCCCUGGGUCCCCUGUACAGAGAUCUGAUCCAUGAGGUCAUGGUUUCCAUCCCGGCCCUCUCCACAGUAGGAGACCUGGUGGUUGACAUGGCAACGCUGCAGACCAGUAACGUCACCAACGUGACGUACGUGCUGAUGUGCUGCACGUAUGACGUCUUCACCCUGCUGACGGACGGCAGGGUGCUGGUGACGUCACAGCUGGACUUCAACAUACAGUACUCUAUCCCCGUGGCUGAGCUGGAUUCUUUCGGCGCCAUCUUGACUGCUUACGUCAUCCACGUGAACCUGACCAGUGACGUCAGUCUGUACAAGGACCCGGAUGGACUCUGCAACACAACAUCGUUCUACGUCACUCUCGAGGAGAGCUCAGAUAUUGUCUUCGCGGACCUGGCCAGCCUGACGAACCAGUCGUUCUCCGGAGUGCAGUUCUCCCUGGUGCCGGGAGGGGACGCUGACAGGUUCUCCAUCGACCCUUCCAGCGGAGUCAUCACCCCCAACAGUCCACUGGAUAGGGAGGAGAGAGACAAUCUGGUCUUCAGGGUCGCCAUGGCUACCAGGUAUGACGUGACCUUCGGCACCGUGACCGUGACCGUGACGGACAUAAACGACAACGCCCCGACCAUCGUGGAGACUUGGAGCAGCGAAUACAUCCUGCAGUCCACCCCCAUCAACUCCAUAGUUGGACUGGUCCGAGGCGAGGACCCGGAUGCGGGGGAGAACGCGACCUUGACCUACACCAUCGUGACGGAGGCUGAGGAAGACUUUUCUGAGCUGUUCUUCAUCAACAACGUCACGGGCGUCAUCACGGUCAUCAGCAACUUCAAGGUCAUCAGGGAACACAUCCCUCUCAAGAUCAAGGUUCUGGACAACGGCGAGCCGCCCCGAGCUGCGGAAACAACCGUGGAACUGUCUCUCCUGUCUAAUGACGCGGUCGGAAACCUGACGAGACUGGAGCUCACCGUCCCAGAGGACGUCCCGAUCGGAACUGCUCUUGUGAACGCCACGGUCCCAGCCAGUGCGGGGGACGGAACCAUCGUCUACACUUACGCCAUGCAGGACCCGUCCGGCAUCAACGAGAAGUACUUCCACGUCCACAAUGAAACCGGUGAGAUCACAGUUAUCUCAGAACUGGACCGGGAGACGGAACCUUCUCACCAGUUCUUUGUGGAGCCCAACGCUGAGUCCGGCUGUGACAGGCAGCCUCUGAUCUUGGUGGACAUCACCCUGGAAGAUAUCAACGACAACGACCCGGUCUUUAAACACGGGAUCCUACAGGGGACUGUCCGGGAGAACACGCCGAUAGGAGAACCUGUGAUAGUGAUCCCAGAACUGGCUGUUACUGACAGGGACUUUGGCAUCCACGGUAGCGUCGACAUCCGCAUUACUGGUUUAGGCGCAAGUAAUUUUGCUGUGAAUGCCACUGCUGGACAGAUCUAUACUACCGGUACUUUAGACUACGAAACAGCGCAGAGCUACAGUCUGACCGUAGAGGCAAGGGAUAUGGACGGAACGUUCGGUUUCAGAAGUGCCACAGCGCGGUUAACUAUUGAACUGCAAGACGAGAACGACAACUAUCCGCAGUUCAGUCAGGAAGACUUUCAUUUCUUCAUCCCUGAAAAUUCCAAUGACAGCGCGCUUGUUGGAACAGUGCUGGCCACAGACCGAGACUCUGCACACAACGGUAAGAUGGCACAGGAUCGGGGUUCUCCGUCCCUUUCCACUUUUACCAACGUCAACGUCACGGUCACUGACGUCAACGAUAACGCCCCUUCCUUCGAUGACGACACGCUGCGUCACGCCGUCACCAGAGAGCCCAUCCGAACCGAGGAGAACCUGCCGAACGGGACUCACCUGUUGACGCUGUGCGUGACGGACCCUGACGCCGGCGUGAGCGGGGCGGUUCACCUGGAUGUCGACACGGGCGGGUUCUCUGCAGUGAUGCUGGACGACUCCACCCAACACUGGGCCAUUGUGAGUAGGGGGGUGCUGGACCGGGAGGAGAGGGAGACUCAUGAGCUCGGCAUUACUGCUACAGACAUGGGAACACCUGCCUUAUCCACCAGCAUCACCAUAGUGCUGGUAGUCGAUGACGUCAAUGACGUGGCUCCGACGUUCCUGGAACCUCCUGACGAAGUCACCUUGCUGCGUAGAUCUCAUCCGGGUACCCUGGUCGCCAUAUUUGCUGUCGAGGACCCGGAUGUCAACGGCGCCAUAGAAUACAGCAUUGCUCAGGAUCGUCCUAAGCUGUUCGAUAUCGACGAUAGAGGAGUUGUCUCCGUAAAAAGAAGUCUUCCCGAUCCCCACGUCACAGAUACAGUGAACAUGAAUGUGACCAUCGAGGUGACGGACGGGCUCCACCUCACCAACACGACACUCCAGGUACACGUAGAGGACGGCUCCUCUCUGUCCAGUCUGGAGUUUCAGCGGGAAAAUUACCACUUCGACGUCGUCGAAAACUCGGCACUGGGGACAGUCAUCGGGACAGUUAAUGUGUCAAGCGACGAGCCGGUCCAGUACAGUCUUCAGUCGCCGCAGCAAGACUUUACAAUCGACAGCAGUACAGGUACGAUUAGGACACAUCGUCAGCUCGAUAGGGAGGAGGACGCCAAUCACGAUUUCAUCGUCGUAGCGACUGAGUCGGUUGUUUGGUUCGGGUUUCCCAGAAAGGCGUACGCAGUGGUUUCGGUCCGAGUUCUAGACGUGAAUGACAACGCGCCAGAGUUCGGCAGGGAAGCCUACACUGCGCAUGUCUCAGAGGAUGCGUCUGGUGGUGACGUCAUCCUCACGCCCUCCGCAUCUGAUCCUGAUGAUGGAGAGAACGCCGACAUUGUCUAUAGUAAAGCUGAGGGAGACGACACGUUCACAGUGGACCCGGAGACCGGAGCGGUCCGAGUGAACGCUACUCUAGACAGGGAAACGGCCGACAGGCAUCUUGUUGUCGUGCAGGCCACGGACGGAGGAAAUCUGUCCUCCACUGUGACAGUCACCAUCCACGUCGGCGAUGUGAACGACAACACUCCGGACUUCACACAGGAUCACUACAACAUCAGCGUGCCGGAAAACAACGACGAUAAACGGGUUCUAUCAACUGUUGCUACGGACGACGACAUUGGGCUGAAUGGUCGAGUUCGGUACUCCCUGGUCGGCGCAGAUAACUUCACCAUAGGAGAACUGACAGGAGAAAUCUCGGCAACUUUCACGUUUGAUCGCGAGUCCGUCUCCUCCUACAACUUCACGGUCCUGGCGGUGGAUGGAGGCGACCCUCCCCGCUCAUCAGCAGCAGAGGUCUCCGUCACGGUCACGGACGUGAACGACAACAGCCCGGCGUUCCUGCGCACGCCGUACCGGGAGAAGGUGGCGGAGGACACGUCGACGGGCACCAGUGUGUUCACCGUGACAGCAACGGAUGCAGACUCCGGAGACAACGGAGCUGUGUCAUACAUUAGGAGGCCAGACGGCAUCUGUGGCGACCUGUUCCUGGUGGACAGCACCACCGGCGUCAUGAGGACCCGGCAGUCUCUUCAAAGCAUCAACCAGACUGAGCGGGAAUACUGCGUUGCCAUAGUGACGGCGUACGAUCACGGACCGGAGCAGAAACGCACGUCCGUAAAGGUUGUGUUCAACAUCACGGAUGCCAACCGCCACGACCCGGUGUUUGAGAGCACCAGACUGAGCCGCACCGUUGAUGAGACCUGGAACGUCUGGCGGGAAGAGAUGUUCACGGUCACGGCCACGGACGAGGACAGGGGAGUGAACGGGGAGGUGUCCUACAGGAUCCUGGAGGACUACGGUAAGGGCUAG